Messenger RNA from Phanerochaete carnosa HHB-10118-sp, 3452 nucleotides. RefSeq lists its product as uncharacterized. The coding region runs from base 216 to 3452 and encodes 1078 amino acids. The transcript has 6 exons. NCBI's taxonomy places the organism in Eukaryota, Fungi, Basidiomycota, Agaricomycetes, Polyporales, Phanerochaetaceae. Gene Ontology annotation, molecular function: ATP binding; ATP hydrolysis activity. The record is from RefSeq and is a predicted model, not a curated record.
CUGACUGUUUCUGUAUACACAGCUGAUCCAGAACACAAGCUUCGUAACGUCUAGGGUGUUACUAUCCGGAGUCGCGGUGGCUUAAGCGCUCAACGCAACAUUUUGACUGGGUGCCACGGGCUAUCUGCGGCAAGCAACCACGCGAUUGGAAGGUCCACGAAACAUGACGACAAGAGGCCAAAUCCUUCUAUGCUGGCGCAGUGCUGGGGCCUUCGAUGAUCCUACUCCUCCCAAUUCCAGCACACGCAUUCGGUUCCGGAAAGCUGCUGAGCAGAAAGACCUUAGGAAGCAGCAGAAGCAGGAUAAAGAGCAGCGCAAGUAUAUGCAACGCAUUUCGAAGCAAGAUGGAGGGGAAAAGGCUAUUCUUCCUCGCAUUCGCCCUCACCCUCAUCCUCGGUUUUACCCUCGCACUAAUCCUCACCCUCACCCUCACCCUCACCCUCAGGCCCGGACCCCUCCCCCUCCUUGCGCUCAGGCUUUUCCUCUUCCUCUUCAUCCUUCCCGUCGGGCUCGGACCCCUCCUUCUCCUGAGGACUGGGUCCUUCUUCCUUCUCCUUCUCCUCCACCUCCACCUCGGGCUUGGACCCCUCCUCCUCCCCCUCGUAAUUGGAUCCUUCCUCCUCCUCCUCCCUCGGGAUCCUCUUUCUCCUGAAAGCUGGAUCUUUCCUCUUCCUCUUCCUCUUCCUCUCCCUCCUCCUCCUCCCUCUCCCUCUCCCCCUCCUGUUCCUUCUGUUCCUCCUUAUUCUCCUUAUUCUCCUCCUCCUCGGGCUUGGACUCCUCCCCUUCUCCUUCUAGACCGGGCCCCUCUUACCAUUCCUCGUCCCCGCCUUCGUCAGGCGCCGGAUUCUCCCCGCCCCCCUCGCCCUCGCCCUCUACCACUGCUUUAUGCCCAGCCACUUGUGUCUUCACUGAGCAGUGCCGACAAAGAUUCCAUAAGCACCUCAGCUUCAUCCGGUGUCGCCGAUUCGAAAGCUCCUCCGUCUGAGUCUCUUUCCUGUUCUUCGAGCCAGUUCGCGACUAGUCCAAAGCAGCCCGUAACGCCGUCGCUAGCGGCGGCUGGUGAUACACUUCCUUCUUUACCGGCUUCCGAAACUGAGCAGGAGUGGCGGCGCCAGAAGGAUGUCGAAGGCGCGUACAAUUCCGCUAUCGACGCCAUUAUGGAGAUGACCGGCCUGGAGGAAGUCAAGGCCCAGCUGUUGCGGAUCAAAGCCAAGAUCGAUACCACGCGGCGCCAGGGCGCGUCGAUCGAGGACGAAUGGUAUAACGUCGUACUGCGAGGCAACCCAGGAACCGGCAAGACAACUGUUGCACGACAUUACGCAAAGUUCCUCGCUCUGGUCAACAUUGUUCCCAGCAACAACUUCAUCGAGACGACUGGUUCUCGUCUGGCCAGCGACGGUGUUCUCAGCAUCAAGGGGCAGAUCGAACGCAUGGCCAAGAACGGCGGCGGCGCGAUGUUCAUCGACGAAGCGUACCAGCUCACUAAUGGACAGACCGUUGGUGGCAAGCAGAUCCUCGACUUCCUCCUCGGCGAGAUGGAGAGACAUGUUGGCAAGAUGGUCUUCAUCUUUGCGGGCUACAACAAACAGAUGGAGAAGUUCUUCGAGCACAACCCGGGACUGGCGAGUCGUGUGCCGUACUCGCUGCAGUUCAGCGACUACAACGACCCCGAGCUCCUGCACAUGCUUGGGAAGCUGAUAUCGAAGAAGUACAAUGGACAGAUGAAGGUCGAGGGCGGGAUAUUCGGGCUGUAUAUGCGCGUUGCAGUCAGGCGUCUAGGCCGCGGACGAGGGAAGGAAGGCUUUGGCAAUGCCAGAGCGCUCCGCAACAUGCUUGCGACCAUCUCCGAGCGGCAGGCGAUACGCCUGACGGAGGAACGCAAGAGAAGGACGCGCCCAGAUGACUUCCUCCUGACGAAGGAGGACAUUAUUGGCCCUGACCCUUCGAAGGCAGUCCUGGAGAGUACCGCAUGGAAGAAGCUGCACGAGCUGGUCGGCCUCGCUGAGGUCAAGCGGUCCAUCAAGACCCUCUUCGAGCUCGUCGCAGAGAACUACAAGCGUGAACUGGCAGAGAAGCAGCCGAUCCAGAUGUCGCUCAACCGUGUAUUCCUCGGCAACCCCGGGACAGGCAAGACAAUGGUUGCGAAGCUGUAUGGGCAGAUCUUAGCAGAUCUUGGACUGUUGAGUAACGGUGAAGUCGUGCUCAAGAACCCCGCCGACUUUCUCGGGUGUGCUAUCGGAGAAUCGGAGCGGAAUACCAAAGCCAUUCUGGAAGCUACGAUUGGCAAGGUCCUCGUCAUCGAUGAGGCAUAUUCGUUGUACGGAGGCGAGAACGCAGGCGGCAGGAAUCUUUACAAGACGGCCGUGAUCGAUACCAUCGUCGCGGAGGUUCAGAGCGUCCCGGGUGAAGACCGAUGUGUUCUCAUGUGUGGCUACGAGCGACAGAUGCGGGAAAUGUUCCAGAACGUCAACCCAGGUCUUUCGCGUCGCUUCGCAAUUGAGGAUGCAUUUCGCUUCGCAGACUUCGCCAACUCCGAACUUCUCGAGAUCCUGAAUCUGAAGCUGAAGGACCAAGAUCUCGACGCGACGCCUGAGGCCAAGGCGGUGGCGAUCGAUAUGCUCAGUCGGGCCCGCGACCGACCGAACUUUGGGAACGGCGGGGAGAUCGAGAAUAUACUCGGCAAAGCGAAGAAUAACUACCAGUCACGCCAAUCAAAGCUUCCCGCUUCUCACCGGCCGCUCGAGGUUAUCUUCGAGCCUUUGGACUUCGAUCCCAACUUCAACCGCGCGGAAAGGGCAGACAAAAACCUCAAGAAGCUUUUCGAGGAUAUGGUCGGAUGCGAGAAGAUUGUGGAGAAGCUGCAGGAGUACCAGAACAUCGCACGUGUUACCAAGCAGCGCGGGUGGGAGGCACGGGAGGCGCGGCAUCUCAUCCCGACUAACUUCGUGUUCAAGGGACCUCCUGGUACCGGCAAGACGACCACGGCGCGCAGGAUGGGCCAAGUUUACUACGACAUGGGCUUCCUCUCAUCCACAGAAGUCGUCGAGUGCUCCGCGUCCGACCUGGUAGGACAAUACGUCGGACAUACAGGGCCGAAGACGAAGCAAGUCUUCGAACGAGCUCUGGGCAAGGUUCUUUUUAUCGACGAGGCGUAUCGUCUUAGCGAGGGCGCGUACGCAAAAGAGGCAGUGGAUGAACUCGUCGGGAUCCUCACCCAGGAGGCUUUCGUUGGGAAACUCAUCGUCAUUAUCGCCGGAUACGGCAAGGAGAUCAACACGCUGCUAGCCGCGAACCCUGGACUUGCGAGUCGAUUCCCUGAGGAGAUACACUUCGACAACAUGUCACCAGAGCACUGUCUCGAGAUAUUGAAGAAGGACCUCGCGAAGGACGACAUCGAAUGCGCGGCGAUUGGGGCGACAUCCUCGGACGAGUACAAGCAGAUGUGUCGCUGA